AUGGACACUCCUGUGAAAAUGGAACCAAUGGGCGCGAUGGAUUCGUCAGACCCAGCCGAUAUCGACUUUGAUCUCGAUGGUGACUCGACACCAUCUCCAAUGCCAACUGAGGGUACACCUGGUAGCUCGGGUCAGAACUCUUCCUCUGCUCGCCGUCCUCCACGGAAAAGCACAUUGACACAACAACAAAAGAACCAAAAGAGACAAAGGGCCACGCAAGAUCAAUUAGUCACUUUGGAAACUGAGUUCAACAAGAACCCAACGCCCACUGCUGCCACUCGGGAGCGCAUUGCAUCCGAGAUCAAUAUGACCGAACGAUCUGUACAAAUUUGGUUUCAAAACAGCCGCCGCCGAGCUAAGAUAAAGAUGCUGGCCAAGAAGACAAUAGAGAGCGGUGAGGAUUGUGACAACAUUCCAGAAUCCUUGAGGCAGCUGCUGGCCAUGCAGGCCAUGGAAUCUGGAAGACCAUUCCCCCGUCAACUCAUUGGACGUCCUGAAGGCCCAAUGGCACAGUACGGAAGUGGCGGUAUGUUGAUUGGUGACCCUAAUGCUCAAGGGAAAACUGUCAUUCACCACUUCACAUGUCGAUCUUUGAGCAUUGGUACGUGGCGACGAGUUGGGCAAAAUGCUAUGGACUUGGUCAUUUUCUAUUCCCCAGAUAAGGCUUGCAUCACAUACUACAUCAACAAUGACUCUGCCGGCUACAAGAUCGAAUUCCCUUUCGCCUUCAUCAAGAGCAUUCAAUUGGAGUCCGGUGACACAGCACCCAACGCAAAUGGCUCUCCUCCCAGACCUGGCGGUCUUGUCAUUGAGUUGAACAGGCCACCUAACUUCUUCAUGGACUCGUCCGGCUCUGGUGGCUUCUACCAGUGUGGCGACUUCACAGAGGAUCAACAAGCUUCACAAAUCAUGACCCAUCAUUUGGGUGGACAUCCCAAGGUCCUCAGUGGGCAACUAGCGAAGUUGGUUUCCCUAGAAUCGUUCCAGAACCGAUUCAAUCCUUUCGACGUCCAUGCCCUGCCAGCUUCCGCACCGGUCUCUCCGAACAUGGGAAUAGUUCGCCCUGCUUCUCAACCCUCGGUGCAAUUUGCACGCCCACAUCCUCCUCAUGUAGGCAUGUUCCAAGAACAAUUCGGUGGUGUCAACCAACACCUUCACCCUGGUCGCAUGCACCCUGGACACAAACGACAGCGAAGUCGGUCGGUGCCCAUUGCUAUUGAUUUCUCCAUGCUGCAUGGUCCAAUGCCCACAUUCCAUCUUCAGCAACCGUCGCCACAAAUGGCACCGGAGAACCACAAUUUGUUUCAACCCAUGCCUCAGCAUCCGGUCCAAACGGCCGUCGGAUCGAAUCUUCAAAUUGAUACAUCUGCUGGGUAUGGAAUGGACUUCCGUCAAAUACCAAUGUCAGCAACAGCAACCUCUCCCUCAGAGUUUGCCAGCCCUGGCUUUUUCCCGACCAACCCAGCCCAGCAACCCAUGCAAGCUUCCGAUUUCGGAACACCUCAGCAGUUCAAUAUGCCGUUCCUCUCACCUUCUCCUAUGCUCGAUCCCAACAUGGUGCCGACAUCAGUUUCGCCGCUGUCGCAUAUGGGACACCAUGAUCCUGUCAUUGCCGAUCAAUCACCACCACUAUCAGCAUUACACAGAAGCGCUUCAGCUGAUAUGUUCAACAUGCAUCAUCAUGACCAUACUGGCAUGAUGGACGAAACGCUGAUGCUGGGAGAGAUGUACUCAAAACAGAACCUGAACAUGCCAAUGCCUAGUCCAGGAUUUGAUGAAAAUGGCUUGAUGCUGAUGAACGACAUGGGAGAUUUCCAGACGCCAAGAGAGCAGAUGUCGAUGACGCCGUUUGGGACCGUCGAUCCACACUCACUGCAAGCUGGCCUCCAUCACUCACAUCAUGUCUGA
This is a messenger RNA of Exophiala aquamarina CBS 119918, 1908 nucleotides long. RefSeq lists its product as uncharacterized. The record is from RefSeq and is a predicted model, not a curated record. Lineage: Eukaryota; Fungi; Ascomycota; Eurotiomycetes; Chaetothyriales; Herpotrichiellaceae. Gene Ontology annotation, biological process: regulation of transcription by RNA polymerase II; cell differentiation. The transcript is spliced from 3 exons. Gene Ontology annotation, molecular function: DNA-binding transcription factor activity, RNA polymerase II-specific; RNA polymerase II cis-regulatory region sequence-specific DNA binding. The coding region runs from base 1 to 1908 and encodes 635 amino acids.